Postia placenta MAD-698-R-SB12 is the source of this 582-nucleotide messenger RNA. RefSeq lists its product as hypothetical. NCBI's taxonomy places the organism in Eukaryota, Fungi, Basidiomycota, Agaricomycetes, Polyporales, Adustoporiaceae. The coding region runs from base 1 to 582 and encodes 193 amino acids. Gene Ontology annotation, biological process: protein transport to vacuole involved in ubiquitin-dependent protein catabolic process via the multivesicular body sorting pathway. The record is from RefSeq and is a predicted model, not a curated record. The transcript has 5 exons. Gene Ontology annotation, cellular component: ESCRT II complex. Gene Ontology annotation, molecular function: protein homodimerization activity; structural molecule activity.
AUGUCCCUGUCUCCUCACACAACGCCAUCUGGAUUCUUGCUACCCUCAAUACAUGCCGCCCCACCCUUCUUCACACUGCAACCUAAGGCUGAAACACAGGCUCUCGUAACGGAGCAAUGGACAAGACUGAUAUUGUCUUACGCGCGGCAUAGGCGGCUGUUCUACCUGCGAGUGGAGGAUGCUGAGCCGCCAGGAAGCGACUGGGACGAGGUUCUGCGGAAUGACAGGAUAAACCGGCGGCUGCCACCAUCACAUCUAUCCUAUAUAUUGGAUGAUAUGGUGUCCAAGAACAAAGCAAUGUACGAGCCCGUUAAACAGACACGGUCUGUGCUGCUCUUCUGGCGCCUCCCAGAAGAAUGGGCGGAGGUGCUGCAUGAUUGGGCCUCCUCAACGGCACAACUCAACACCAUUCUAACAUUCUUUGAGAUCGUAGAGCCCCCUGUGCCAUCGCAGCUGUCUGGCAUCCCAGAUACUUUAUUGCGCAGGGCGAUUAGUAUAUUGACGAAGACGAACAGAGCUCAGGUCAUAGCUGUGUCAGAUGGGGAAGGCGUAAGAUUUUUGGCCGGUAAUGUUAGUAAAUGA